ACUUUGAAGUCGUCGCGAAGACUUUGAGAGAUAGAGACAGAGGGAGAGGUUACUUACUAUAGAAAUGGCAAAGGUACAAGCGAUUUUAACAUGCGAAGGAAUACACAGACGAAGAAGAAGACGAUCUUUAUUGACCAUCAUUGCUUUCUUUCAAUUUGUACCUUUGGUUUAUCAUUAUUAUCAAACACCAUGGCUCGCAUCUUCAUCUUGUGGCUUCACGGUUUGGGAGAUUCUGGACCUGCCAAUGAAUUCAUCCAAACACAAUUCCAAUCCGCGGAUUUGAAGAACGCUGUCUGGCUCUUCCCUUCUGCUCCAUUCAAUCCUGUUACCUGCAACAACGGUGCGGUGAUGCGCUCUUGGUUUGACGUCCCUGAACUUCCGUUUAAAGUGGGCUCUCGAAUUGAUGAAAGCAGCGUGGUUGCAGCAGUUAAGAGCGUGCAUUCCAUUAUAGACCAGGAGAUUGCUCAAGGAACCAAUCCUGAAAACGUUUUUAUCUGUGGAUUAAGCCAAGGAGGAGCAUUAACAUUGGCUAGUGUUCUUCUUUACCCAAAAACUAUUGGAGGAGGAGCAGUCUUAAGCGGAUGGGUUCCAUUCAGUUCUUCAAUCAUCAGUCAGUUUCCUGAAGAAGCUAAGAAGACACCAAUCUUGUGGUCUCAUGGCACUGAUGACAACCUUGUACUCUAUGAAGCUGGUCAAGCUGCUAUUCCUUUUCUCAACGAAGCAGGUGUUACCUGUGAAUUCAAGUCAUAUCCUGGUCUCGGGCACUCAAUCAGCAAUAAGGAGCUCAAGUAUAUAGAGUCAUGGAUCAAGAGACGGUUGAAGAGUUCGUCGUCGUCUACUUGUCUGCAACUUAAUUGUCUUAAAGAUUUGUUCCACUCAAGUUAAUAAUCCAUGUCUUCAUCUGCGAAAACAAGAAGAAGACUAUUCUCUAAGCCCAUUGUCUGGUUUGGUCUGUACUCUGGAGUGUUUUUGAAUACAUAGAGUUUGUGAUUGUAUUGAUUUGAAAAUAUGUAUAUGCACACAUUGGAAUACAUUUGCAAUCUUAAGCA
Camelina sativa (false flax) is the source of this 1049-nucleotide messenger RNA. Its product is annotated as carboxylesterase SOBER1. Gene Ontology annotation, molecular function: carboxylic ester hydrolase activity; palmitoyl-(protein) hydrolase activity. The record is from RefSeq and is a predicted model, not a curated record. Gene Ontology annotation, cellular component: cytoplasm. Gene Ontology annotation, biological process: protein depalmitoylation. Lineage: Eukaryota; Viridiplantae; Streptophyta; Magnoliopsida; Brassicales; Brassicaceae.